UCAUAGCCCUUCCUCUUCCUCUUCUCCCCAACUCCACUCUUAAGAGCGGGAAAAUUUUCAGGGCACAGAGACCCUCUUUGCCUCUCCCAAACCCUAAUAAUUGCAUUCCCCAUUUCUUCCCCGAAUUCAAUGGAGAGGAUCUACGUCACGGUUAGGGCAAGGCCCCUCUCGGCCGAGGAAUCAAAGACGAGCCCUUGGAAGAUCUCGGGCAACUCCAUCUCUCUCUCCAACGUCCAGUCGACCAGAUUCGAGUUCGAUAGGAUCUUUGGGGAGGAUUGUAAGACUGCGGACGUGUACGCGGCGAGAACUGGAGAAAUAGUUUCUUCGGCUGUUCGUGGAUUCAAUGGUACUGUAUUCGCAUAUGGACAGACCAGUAGUGGUAAAACUCAUACGAUGAGAGGGUCUGUUUUUGAACCUGGGAUCAUCCCACUUGCGGUCCAUGAUUUGUUUAGGAGCAUCCAAGAGGAUGCUGGUCGAGAAUUUCUUGUUCGCAUGUCUUAUAUGGAAAUUUACAAUGAGGAAAUUAAUGAUUUGUUAGCUCCUGAGCAUAGGAAGCUGCAGAUCCAUGAGAGUCUUGAGAGAGGCAUAUAUGUCGCAGGAUUAAGGGAAGAAAUUGUUACGUCCCCUGCACAAGUCUUAGAGUUCAUGGAAUUUGGAGAAUCUCAUCGCCACAUUGGACAAACUAACAUGAACCUUUACAGUAGCAGGUCUCAUACCAUCUUUCGCAUGAUAAUUGAGAGUCGGGAGAAACCUGAAGAUGAUGCUGAUGUUAAUUCUUGUGAUGCUGUUCGUGUAUCUGUUCUUAAUUUAGUCGAUUUAGCCGGUUCAGAGCGUGCAGCUAAGACUGGGGCUGAAGGUUUGCGUUUGAAGGAGGGUUCUCACAUCAAUAAAAGUUUAAUGACUCUUGGUACAGUAAUUAAAAAACUAAGUGAGGGCACUGAGAGCCAGGGCGGUCAUGUGCCUUAUCGGGACAGCAAACUCACUCGCAUUUUGCAACCUGCACUUGGUGGGAAUGCAAAUACUGCUAUUAUUUGUAAUAUUACUCUUGCACAGAUUCAUACAGAUGAAACAAAGAGCAGUCUCCAGUUUGCAAGCAGAGCUUUACAUGUUACAAACUGUGCAUGCGUGAACGAGAUUUUGACUGAUGCUGCCUUGCUAAAGAGGCAAAGAAAAGAAAUUGAGGAGCUUCGAGCAAAAUUGAUGACCUCUCAUUCAGAGCACUUCGAGGAAGAAAUCUUGAACCUUCGAAACACACUAUUGAAGAGUGAGCUAGAGAAAGAGAGAAUAGCUCUGGAGUUGGAAGAGGAAAAGAAAGACAGAGCUCAUCGUGAGAGGAGGCUAGCAGAGCAAGCAAAGAAAAUUGCUAAUCUCAGUUCGUUGGUGCUAUGCUCUGAAAGGGAUGAGAAAAGCACAAACAUGAGUAAGAAUAAGAGGCGUGUUACAUGGUGCCCGGGACCAUUUUCUAGGAAAUGUGGUACUGAGGUAUCCACUCCAAAUGAAGUAUCUUCUAUUAGAGAGUUCAAUGGAAAUGGACAAGAUGUGAAUAUGCCACCUUCUUUCGAAGAAUUAAUGCAGGAAAAUGAGGUUAUCACGGAUAAUCUGCAUAGUAACUCAUGCAUAUCUGAUCUCAGUGAUAAAUCGGAUGAGUUUUCGCUUCCUGAUGCCUGUGCUUUAUUGCAUGUUACUAGCAGGAGGAAAAUACAUCAUGAGAGAGCUGAAUUGCUCCAGAUGAAAACAAGAGAAGAUGGAUGUGAAAGCUCGACAUACAAGUCCAUGGAAUCAGAGUGUAACACAAGCACAAGCGAUAGAAGUUCUUUUUUGUCCCAGUUAGGUGUCACAUCUUGUGGCCUUAAAGGCUUAACUUUAAGAGAGUCUGAAGCUAUUCAUGUUAUCAAGCACCUUGAAGAUCAGAUUAGUUCAGUAGAAAUGGAGAAGACUGCAAUCCAGGGAAACUUUGAUGACAUUCUUGACUUAGUUAAUGAACAAAAUACUUCUUUCAAAGAGAAGUAUGACGAGCUAUAUCAGGAUCUUUUAAAUGCACGUAAUGAAGCUAGAGUGGCACAGGAACAACUUUCUUUAGUUGCAUCAAACAAAUUACAUAAAGAGGAACCUGUAGGUUUCUCGCUCAUUGAUGUGUCAAAAGAAGUCCAAGAAGUAGCUUUGCUUGUUGACCAUUCAAAAGGUGUUGUGGAUAGUGUUCUAUCUUUUUUUGAAGAUCUCUUCCGAAACUUCAGUGUUAUACCAGAUCUGAGGGAAAUUAAGUUAUUUUCUAGCCAAAAUAUGUUGCAACUUGAAUCUAUCAUCUCUUUGCACAACAAAUUACAGAGCUGUUUGAAAAAUAAAUUGGAAGAGGUAGAGCUGGAAAAGAAUCUAUUGCAAAAUCAGUUAGCUGAUCACCAAAAACAAAUCGAGGAGCUUAAAUAUGAUUUAGUUACCACAGAGAGGGCAAUGGCAGAUCAAUUUAGUCAACAUGAAUUCGAGAAAGAUGAACUUCUUGGUCAAGUUCUCAACCUUCAGAAGGAAGUGAUGUGCUUGUCAUCGUCUGCCUUGUUUAAAGAAAAGGAAAUUGUCAGGAAGGAGCUUGACAAAACUAAGCUUAAGUUAAAAGAUAUGGAGUCCAAGCUUAGGAAUACCGUCCAGGAAAAGACAAAACUCGAGAGUGAAAAAAUGCAAGCUGAGCGUGAGGUGAAACACUUGAUUGGUCAAAGGGCUGUUCUAGAACGUGAUAUUCGGAAACGAGAUUCACUGCUUGAUAGAAGAAAUUCAAAGUCAUUUGAUUCCAAUCCAAAGGGUUAUUUUGGUGUUCAAGAACAAAAUAUUGAGGUACACUACCAGAAUUUGGAAGUUCGUGGCUUUGAGAUGGAAGCUGAGAUUGCUUCUCUAAAAGAAAAUUUGACCACUGCUGUUGAAGAAAAUGAAAAGGCAUAUGAUAAAAAUGGAAACUUAGAGUCAGAAGUCAACACACUGCUUCAAAAUUUAAGUGCAGCAGAUUCGGAAAUAAAUUUCUUGAAGGAGGAGAUUGUUAAAAUGGAACAAGAGUUGAAUGAAUCUGAGGCCUGUUCUAGGAACUUGAAAGUUUCCCUUGAUCUGCUAACAAAAGAAAAGGAAGAUAUGGGAAUGCAACUUGCAGAUGCUCUUCUUGAAAUGGAGGUUGAAAAGUCAGCAUGGUUAAGCAAGGAGAAAGCUCUCAAGGAGUCUGACGAGAGAAUGAAGUUAUCAGAGGAGAUUACCAAGUUAUCGAAAGAUUUAAUAGAGGUGACACAUGAGCUAGAGUCUUCCAGAGAACAAUGUAAAGUGCUCAGAGAAAGACAAAUUCUCAUCGAGGAAAAUGCAGAAAAAGGUAAAGAACGCAGCUCGGCGAUCUUUUCAGAAAAUGUUCAGCUAAGAAAUGAACUGAAACAAUGUGACCACAUCAAGGAUAAAUAUGGAGAUGCCUUGUCCAAAUUGGAAGUGCUAUCAUCAGACUACCAUCAUGCUUGUGAUGAAGUUCAGAAAUUGCAGGAGCGAUUGAACUUCAUUACCCAAGAACGGGACAGAUUAUCUUUUCAACUCAAAAAGACAGAUGAAGGAUCAGUUGCAUCAAUUGAUUAUCAGGAAAUUAUCAUCUCUAAUAAAGAGAAGACAAAACUCAGAUUGCAGCUUCGCUCAACCCAGGCCAAGUUGACUGCGUUACGCUGUCGAUACAAAGAGAUUGUGGAGGAGAAGAGGCUUAUGAACAAGAAAUUUGAGGAAGCAUCCUCUAAUUACAAGGAAAAACUUCGUUGGUAUGGCAAUCAGUUGCUUCAUUCACAGAAGCAGCUCAUAAAUAGAUGUUGAUAUUUUGGUUUUUAAGUGUAAUCUUUUAUAAUUUGUGUUAAGGUGUAAUUGUUCAGGUGACAUACUAUGUGAAUAACUAUACCAAAGCAAAAUGAGAGAAAUGUGUUAAACAUGUAUCAAAUAAUUGUAUAUGCCCACAGGUACUUGUACGUUGUGUGUGAUGAGAGGUGAAAAACUACAUCCCAAGUUCAAUGUUAGCUCCCAUGUCCACCUGUACUAUAAUUUUAGCACAAAGAAAAAAGAAAAUAUUAUCAUU
This is a messenger RNA of Asparagus officinalis (garden asparagus), 4072 nucleotides long. Its product is annotated as kinesin-like protein KIN-7I. The coding region runs from base 130 to 3816 and encodes 1228 amino acids. Gene Ontology annotation, molecular function: microtubule binding; ATP binding; microtubule motor activity. The transcript is spliced from 30 exons. Lineage: Eukaryota; Viridiplantae; Streptophyta; Magnoliopsida; Asparagales; Asparagaceae. The record is from RefSeq and is a predicted model, not a curated record. Gene Ontology annotation, biological process: microtubule-based movement.